Molecule: messenger RNA, 1993 nt
Organism: Coniophora puteana RWD-64-598 SS2
Lineage: Eukaryota; Fungi; Basidiomycota; Agaricomycetes; Boletales; Coniophoraceae
Product: alcohol oxidase
Exons: 25
Coding region: 78-1880 (600 amino acids)
Molecular function (GO): flavin adenine dinucleotide binding; oxidoreductase activity, acting on CH-OH group of donors
Source: RefSeq, a predicted model, not a curated record
CCGACGCCGCUUAUAUCUGGGGACGGCGGGGGCUGGGCAUCUCGAGACUCUGCCACUUUACUUUGUUAUUAAUCAACAUGCCCGGGAACGCUACUAUCAACGAUGUGUCAGGUCAGAUGUUUGAUAUCGUGGUUGUUGGCGGCGGAACUGCAGGACUCUGCCUUGCGGCCAAACUGAGCGACAAUCCUAACCUGAGCGUACUUGUGCUGGAUGCUGGGGAGGUCAGUGUCGAUGAUCCAAAGAUUCUUCUUCCCGGUCAGUACGGCGUUCACUUCGGUCAAGAAGAGUACGAUUGGAGCUUCAAAACGACACCUCAAAAGUUCAGCAAUGGUCGACAAGUCGAUUGGAACAGAGGAAAAGUCCUGGGCGGCAGCUCAGCUAUCAAUUUCAUGUGUUGGACGAAGCCAUCUGUUCAAGAGGUUGACGAUUGGGAACGGCUGGGAAACCCAGGCUGGAACUGGGCGAACUUUGAAAGACAUUUACAUGCUAUUGAAGGAUACCAUCCACCUUUGGCAAAGUCUGUUGCUGCCCAUGGGCUGAACUUCGAUCACUACAACCUUGGGAAGGAGGGACCCGUAAAGCUGUAUCAUUGCGCGACUAUCACCCGACCAGAGCGUUAUGCAUAUCAGACAGCUCUCAAUCUGGGCAUACAGCCUGCCCCUGCUCCAAUGGGAGGAGACACGAAUGGCGUGUACUUUGCGCCUAAAUCCAUCAACCAUGAGGAUUACACACGAAGCUACUCGGUGACGGCAUUUUACGAGAAAUACAAGGAUCGUCCAAACUUCCGCGUGCUGACACGCGCGUAUGUGACGAGACUAGUCACGUCGACAGGCGACAAGCUGAAGGCAGAUGGUGUAGAAUUCUCGUACGACGGUCGGAUACAUGUGGUUAAGGUUGGGAAGGAAGCGGUGUUGAGCGCCGGUGCCCUGAAAUCGCCCCAAAUCUUGGAGUUGUCCGGGGUUGGGAGAAGGGAGGUACUGGGGUCGAUUGGCGUCCCUGUCAAGCUCGAUCUGCCUGGAGUCGGAGAGAACAUUCAAGAGCACAUGUUCUCUGGAAUGUCAUUCGAGCUGGCGGAUGGCGUGGAUGAUAUCACGAUGGACGCGCUUCGAGACCCCUCCCAGCUCGCGGAACAAGCUCGACUCCAUAAACUAGAGGAAGGCAGUCAUACGCUUGGGAUAACUGGCUUCGUGUUUGCACCAAUGGCCAAGAUCUCGGAUAGAGCCAAGGAGUUGUACGAUGCAGCGAAGAAGAAAGUAGCCGACAAUUGGUCAAGUUAUCCGGAAGGCCUGAAGGAGCAAUACAAAAUUCAGCUCGAACGCCUUGACAAUGGCUGUGCGCCAUGCGAGGUUGUUCUGACACCGGGAUUCUUGACAUUCCCAAACCCGCCUGUUCCAGGAAAGAAGUACUUCACGUUGUUGUUCUGCCUUAACCAUCCUUUUUCGAGGGGCACAAUCCACGCAAUAUCCUCCGACCCUGCCAAAGACCCCGAAUUUGAUCCUCACUACUUCGAACACGACUUGGAUUUGCAGACGUUUGUCGAACUUUGCAAGUUUGCGCGGAAGAUGAGCAAGACUGCGCCUCUCCGGGACUUGCUGAAAGAGAAUCCGGAGAUUAAUCCUGGAGUAGACGUCGACAGUGAUUCUAAGCUAGGAGAAUUCAUCAAGAAUUAUGCUUCAACUACUUUCCACACCAUUGGUAGCUUGUCUAUGCUUCCCCACGAGAAGGGAGGAGUGGUAGAUAGCAACCUCAAGGUAUAUGGCACGUCGAACAUUCGUGUGGCAGAUUUGUCGGUUAUCCCACUGCACCUUGCUGCCCAUACUUUAAGCUUGGCAUACGCCAUUGGAUCGUAUGGAGCGGAGAUCAUCAAGAACACGUUGUGACGUCCUCGAAUGGUCCUAAUUUCGGCUUUCUUGUUAUGACAAUUUUCUUCCAUGUACUGUUCAUAUGAACCCCCUUUUGUCUAAUGUCAACGGUAAUCUGAAAGACAUUUUCC